This is a messenger RNA of Zonotrichia leucophrys gambelii, 2466 nucleotides long. Its product is annotated as galactose-3-O-sulfotransferase 4-like. Gene Ontology annotation, cellular component: membrane. The coding region runs from base 300 to 1448 and encodes 382 amino acids. The transcript has 4 exons. Gene Ontology annotation, biological process: glycolipid biosynthetic process. The record is from RefSeq and is a predicted model, not a curated record. NCBI's taxonomy places the organism in Eukaryota, Metazoa, Chordata, Aves, Passeriformes, Passerellidae. Gene Ontology annotation, molecular function: galactosylceramide sulfotransferase activity.
UCCCGAAUCCCUUUCUCCGCCCCAAUCCCGAUCCCAAUCCCGAUCCCGCUCCGCCCGCCGGGGCCGUCCCGGGGCGGGGCCGGAGACAAAAGGGGAAAAGUUUUCGGGGCAGGGAACAGAAGGAUCGGGAACUUGGGCAGCUCUGGGAUCAUCGGGAAUCUUUGGGAUCAUCGGGAAUCUUUGGGGUCCCCGGGAGGAUUUGGGGUCCCCCGGAAUCUUUGGGAUCAUCGGGAGCCCCCCAGGAGCCGAGCCCGGGAUGUGGCGGAGCUGAGCGAGGCCGCGGCCGUGCCCCCCCCAGGAUGAAGCCCCCCCCCGGCUGCCGCCGCCUCUCCCCCCUCGGGGCCGCCCUGGGCGCCUUCAUCACCCUCAGCUUCACCCUGGGGCUGCUGGGGGGGCCCUUCCGCCACAGGGCCCCGCCGUCCCCGCCGUGCCGCCCCCACUCGCACGUGGUGUUCCUGAAGACGCACAAGACGGGCAGCAGCAGCGUGGUGAACGUGCUGUCGCGAUACGGCGAGUCGCGACGGCUGCGCUUCGCCCUCCCGCGCCGUUACCAGUUCGGGUACCCGGCGCCGUUCCGAGCCGAGCGCGUGCGCGGCUUCAGGCCUGGGGCGGGCAAGUUCGACAUCAUCUGCCACCACAUGAGGUUCAACCUCAGCGAGGUGCAGCGCGUGAUGCCCAACGACUCCUUCUACUUCUCCAUCGUGCGCGACCCCGCCCGCGUGGCCGAGUCGGCCUUCUCGUAUUUCCGCGCGGCCGCCCCCGCCUUCCGGAGCGCGCCCUCCCUCGGCGCCUUCCUGGCGGCGCCCUGGCGCUACUUCCGCCCGGGCCUGCGCGGCAACCACUACGCGCGCAACCUGCAGUGGUUCGACUUCGGCCUGCCCGAGCCCGCGGGCCCGGCGCAGAUCCCGGCGCUGCUGGGCGGCCUGGGCCGCGCCUUCCCGCUGGUGCUGCUGGCCGAGCGCUUCGACGAGUCGCUGGUGCUGCUGCGGCACCGCCUGUGCUGGCCCCGCGACGCCGUGGACGCCUUCGCGCACAACGCGCGCGGCUCCGCGCGGAGCCUCUCGGCCGAGCAGCGGCGGCGCCUGCGCGCCUGGAACGCGCUGGACUGGGCGCUCUACUCGCACUUCAACCGCAGCUUCUGGCGCGAGGCCGAGCGCUUCGGGCUGGAGCGGCUGCGGCGCGAGGCGGCCGAGCUGCGGCGGCGCCGCGGGGCCCUGGCCGGGCGCUGCCUGCGGGGCGGGGGCCCCGUGCCCGGCGCCGACAUCGCCGAGCGGGGCCUGCGGCCCUUCCAGCCGCCCGGGGCCGGCGCCAUCUUGGGCUUCGCGCUGCGCCCGGGGCUGCGCGGGGAGGAGCGCGAGCUGUGCCGGCGCCUGGCCAUGCCCGAGCUGCCCUACAAGGACCUGCUGGACCGCCUGCAGUUCGGGGACACCAACGGCACCGCUGGGUAAAAAUCCUGGUUUCUCUGGGGAAAAGAAAGCAAAAAUCCCGGUGAAAUUCCCUUCAAAAUUGGCCAUUUUAGGGCUGAAAUCGUCCCCCGUGCCUCAGUUUCCCACUGGCUAAAAGCACUGAAAUUUGGGGAUUUUUCUUACGGAUUUGUACCUAUUUUACCCAAAAAUCUGGGAUAAAACCCCCAAAAUUCCAGGAACUUAGGGAUUUUCCUGUGAAAUAGUUUCCCCAAAAAUCUGGCAUACGACUCUCAAGAAUGCCAAGAAUUAACCUCGAAAAUCCCAGAAAUUUUGCCCAAAAUCUUGGGAAUUUCCCCCACACCCCAGGAAUGUGUGGAAUUGCCCCAAAUCCCAGGAUCUGGGGCCGUUCCAUCCUGGGCUUCGUGCCGUGCCCGAGCUGCCCUACAAGGACCUGCUGGACCGCCUGCAGUUCGGGGACACCAACGGCACCGCUGGGUAAAAAUCACAGCUUUUACGUGGAGUUUGCCCUAAAAAAUGCAAAAAUCCCCGUGAAAUUCCCUUCAAAAUUGGCCAUUUUGGGGCUGGAAUCGUCCCCCGUGCCUCAGUUUCCCACUGGCUAAAAGCACUGAAAUUUGGGGAUUUUUCUUAUGGAUUUGAUCCUUUUUUCCCCAAAAAAAUCUGGGAUAAAACGCCCAAAAUUCCAGGUACUUAGGGAUUUUCCUGUGGAAUAGUUUCCCCAAAAAUUUGGUAUACAAGUCUCAAGAAUGCCAAGAAUUAACCUCGAAAAUCCCAGAAAUUUCACCCAAAAAUCCCAGAAAUUUUGCCCAAAAUCUGGGUAAAAAUCAGAACUUUUACAUGGAGUUUGCCCUAAAAAAUGCAAAAAUCCCGGUAAAAUUCCCUUCAAAAUUGGCCAUUUUAGGGCUGAAAUAGUCCCCCGUGCCUCAGUUUCCCACUGGCUAAAAGCACUGAAAUUUGGGGAGUUCUUCCUAUAGAUUUGAUCUUUUUUUUCCCAAAAAACCUGGGAUAAAACACCCAAAAUUCCAGGAGUUUGGGGAUUUUC